Molecule: messenger RNA, 1035 nt
Organism: Rubroshorea leprosula
Lineage: Eukaryota; Viridiplantae; Streptophyta; Magnoliopsida; Malvales; Dipterocarpaceae
Source: the annotation of a GenBank genome assembly
AUAAAACAGUUUUGUAAAAACAUGUUAAGGGGUUAGUUUCACAUCCUUUGUCUGAGUUAACCCAAUAAAACAGCCUUUUCUUCCUAUAGGACAGUUUCCUUGUCCCUAAGACCACCUCCAGCACUCCCAAGGGUUUCGAUCCUCUUCCCCCAAGAACAACAAUGGCAUUUACCGGAACUCUGGACAAAUGCAAGGCCUGUGAUAAGACUGUUUAUGUUGUUGAUCUCUUGUCCCUUGAAGGAGUGCCUUACCAUAAAUCCUGCUUCAAGUGCAGCCACUGCAAGGGGACUCUUGUGAUGAGCAAUUACUCAUCAAUGGAUGGAGUUCUUUACUGCAAGCCUCAUUUUGAGCAACUUUUCAAGGAAUCUGGCAAUUUCAGCAAGAAUUUUCAAACAGCAAAGACUGACAAGCAGAAUGAGCUGUCUAGGAUUCCUAGCAAGGUCUCUUCCAUGUUCUCUGGAACUCAAGAUAAAUGUGCCACUUGCAACAAGACCGUGUACCCAUUAGAAAAGGUGAAUUUGGAGGGGGAGUGUUAUCACAAGUCAUGCUUCAGGUGUGCCCAUGGUGGGUGUCCUCUGACUCACUGCUCCUAUGCUGCCCUUGAUGGGGUCCUCUACUGCAAGCACCACUUUGCUCAGCUGUUCAUGGAGAAAGGGAACUACAACCAUGUCCUCCAGGCUGCCUCCCACAAGAGAAAUGCCUCUGCAUCCUCUGACACAGCGGAGGUCCAAGCAGAGGAGGGGGGUGCUACUGAUGGGGCUGGGGCCGAACCCGAAGACAAAGCUGAUAAUGAUGGCUCCCAACAGCAUUCCUGAACAAUUAUAAAAACACAGCCACCAUGGUUUUUUGUUCUGCCUAGAGAGUUUGGUUAUUCAUGGUUGACUGACUGGCCAUCUCAAAAACCAAUUCCAUCUUAUUUUUCUCUGAUUGUUUCACAAUCUGUUUUGGAUUGUUGGUUUCUUGUUUAUUGAUACAAACUGCCUGAUAUUGUACUGAUCUUUUCCCCAAGUUUUGCCAGAAAGGUUGUGUUUUUUC